Dictyostelium purpureum is the source of this 516-nucleotide messenger RNA. RefSeq lists its product as uncharacterized. Bases 1 to 516 code for a protein of 171 amino acids. NCBI's taxonomy places the organism in Eukaryota, Evosea, Eumycetozoa, Dictyosteliales, Dictyosteliaceae. The transcript has a single exon. The record is from RefSeq and is a predicted model, not a curated record.
AUGGAAAGCCAACAAAACGGAAAUAUAAAUAAUCAUCACUUCUAUGAGGUUAUGGGAACAGUCUCAUCCAUCCCACAUCCUACUAAACAAAAUGUUACUUAUGCCCCUAAAGAAUGGUACUGUAAUGUUUUUGAAAAUUCAAAAUCUAUUCAUUUCCGUAAUUCUUCAGAAAAACAUGUAGAUAUUAUUAUAUUUGGAGAAACAGAAAAAUUUAAUAUUAAAGAAGAUGAUGAAAGACCACCCUAUUAUAAAAUGGAAUUUAGUAUUCAAUCAGACAAAGUAAAAGAAAUUACUCCUCUCUCAGAUAAAGGUAAAAUAUAUGUAACAUUUAAAGUUGGUGAUAAGAUUCAAUUUGUUAUCGACCGAGAUAUUAAAUGUGGUCUAUCCUUCAGUGUUUUAGGGAAACACAUAAUAGAAUUAGAUAAAGAAGAACUACUAGAUAAAGAAGUUUUUGAAAACAAAUAUUUUUCACAAUAUCAAAGUUAUACAAUCGUUCCAGAACCAACAAAUGAUUAA